CGUUUUGCCAUUGCGAGUUUGGGUCUUGGUAGCGGCAGCAGCAGCAGGUCGGCGACAAGAAGGAGGAGGAGGAGCGGCAUGUUCAAGAACACAUUCCAAUCGGGGUUUCUCUCGAUCCUCUACAGCAUUGGGAGCAAACCGCUGCAGAUUUGGGACAAGCAAGUGCGGAAUGGACACAUCAAGCGGAUCACGGACCAGGACAUCCAAAGCUCGGUGUUAGAGAUCAUGGGCACGAACGUGAGUACGAACUUCAUCGCGUGUCCCGCGCAGCCGGCCAAAACGCUCGGGAUCAAGCUGCCGUUCCUGGUCAUGAUCAUCAAGAACUUGAAAAAGUACUUUACGUUCGAAGUCCAGGUGCUCGACGACAAGAACGUCCGUCGACGAUUCCGCGCGUCUAACUAUCAAAGCAGCACCCGCGUGAAGCCAUUCAUCUGCACCAUGCCCAUGCGACUCGAUGAAGGAUGGAACCAGAUCCAGUUCAACCUGAGCGACUUCACACGCCGUGCGUACGGCACCAACUACAUCGAGACACUGCGCGUACAAAUCCACGCGAACUGCCGCAUCCGUCGCAUCUACUUCUCGGACCGCCUCUACUCGGAGGAAGAGCUGCCGCCCGAGUUCAAGCUCUUCCUGCCGGUGCCCAAGGGGUCGUCCAAUGCAGAACCUCCCAAGACAGAAGCACCUGCGGGAAUGUAGACGUCACGUAUAACGAGCUGUAUAAUACAUACUUUGCAUAACGUUAUAUAUGAUGACAUUAGAUGAGAA
Molecule: messenger RNA, 765 nt
Organism: Aphanomyces astaci
Lineage: Eukaryota; Oomycota; Saprolegniomycetes; Saprolegniales; Verrucalvaceae
Product: UPF0468 protein
Exons: 2
Coding region: 79-696 (205 amino acids)
Biological process (GO): regulation of cilium beat frequency involved in ciliary motility; cilium assembly; positive regulation of cell motility
Cellular component (GO): motile cilium; ciliary basal body
Source: RefSeq, a predicted model, not a curated record